AUUUCAUACGAAGUACUUCGUACUUGUUAAAAGCCCGCCCAUGGAAUGAUGGAAGUCCCCCUCUUUAUUUCAAUUCAAAAACAGUGAACAGAUAGAUACAAACACAGAACAAAAAAGCAGAGAGAGAAAAAUGGAGAAGAUCUGUGUAGCAGUGAGAGUUAGACCUCCAGUAACUCAAGAAUCAUUCAAUGGAACCUUCUGGAAUGUCAACGAUAAUCGCAUUUCUCUUCACAAGUCUUCCGGAACGCCUAUUUCCGGCGUUGUCUUCACAUUUGAUCAUGUGUUUGAUCAUUCUUGCCCGAAUUCUAGGGUUUAUGAGCUUCUGACUAAGGAUAUUAUUUCUGCUGCCGUUGAAGGGUUUAAUGGCACCGUUUUUGCAUAUGGGCAGACGAGUAGUGGAAAGACAUUCACCAUGAAUGGUUCAGAAAACGAUGCUGGAGUCAUUCACCGGGCUGUUAAAGAUGUUUUUGACAUGAUAACAAAGCAUGAUGAGAGGCAAUUCCUGAUUCGCGUUUCUUAUAUGGAGAUUUAUAAUGAAGAAAUCAAUGACCUUUUAAUGGUUAAUAACCAGAAGCUGCCUAUCCACGAAAGUUUGGAGCGUGGCGUAUUCGUUGCUGGCCUUAGAGAGGAAAUCGUGACCAAUGCUGAACAAGUACAUAAGCUUCUCGAAGUAGGAGAAGUCAAUAGACACUUUGGUGAAACAAAUAUGAAUGUACGAAGUAGCAGGUCACACACAAUCUUUCGAAUGGUCAUUGAAAGCAAGACUAAGGAGAUGGAUGGUUCAAGUUUAGAUGCUAUCCGCGUUUCUGCUUUGAAUUUGGUGGAUCUGGCUGGAUCAGAAAGAAUUGCUAAAACUGGUGCUGAUGGAGUUAGAUUGAAGGAAGGAAAACACAUAAACAAAAGCUUGAUGGUUCUUGGGAAUGUCAUUAAUAAGCUCAGCGAAGGAGUUAAACAAAGGGGACAUAUUCCUUACAGAGACAGUAAGCUGACUCGUAUACUCCAAUCCUCACUUGGUGGCAAUGCUAAAACUUCAAUUAUCUGCACAGUAGCACCUGAGGAGGUUCAUGUUGAAGAAACUAGAGGAACUCUUCAAUUUGCUAACAGAGCUAAACGAGUUACUAAUUGUGCUCAAGUCAAUGAGAUCUUGACUGAUGCAGCUUUGCUGAAGCGUCAAACACUAGAGAUAGAGGAACUACGCCAAAAACUUCAGGGAUCGCGGGCUGAGGUGUUGGAACAAGAAAUAUUGAAAUUGCGGAAUGACUUGCUUAAGUAUGAGCUGGAGCAUGGAAAGCUUGCCAUGGAGCUUGAAGAGGAGAGAAAAUUGCAAAAACAAAGAGAUCUGCACAUCAAAGAGCAACAAAUGAAAAUUAACAACCUCAGUAAUAUGGUGAACUUUUCAGACAGUGAGAGAAAGAGCAAUUCUCAGCAACAAGGUUUCUCAGGGCAAGGAAUAGGGGAGAGGAACAUCAAUAGCCAGCACAUGUGGCAAGAAGAAGCUUUCAGCACACCUGGGGUGAAAGAAGCUCCCAAGUCUUUUGUUGUUAGACGAUCAAAUUAUGCAAGAGUAUCAGAUUCUGAUUCUAGCCCCUUUCCUGGUGCAUUCAACGACGUGGCAGAUGAAGAUGAAUGGAUGAUGAUGAAUAAAGGAUAUGUAGCUGACCUUGAUUCAAUUCAUACGACUCCUGCGGUUAAAUUCCGGUCCAUGCCAUCUAAUUGCAUUAGUCCUGGUCUCUCAAAAGAUAGUGACGAGCAAGAGAUUCAGAGCCUCAAGAUGCAAAUGGAUCUUAUUUCUAAAGAGAGAGAUGAACUUGAGAAAAAUCAUAGAGAUCAGGUCUUAAUGAAUAACAAAUUAACCAAAGAGAUCAUGGAACUUCGGGAGGAGGUCAAACUGACUCGAGAAAUUCCUCAAAUGCUCUAUGGCUCCGUGACAACUUGUAAACACAUAUUUAAGGAUGUCCUAUCUGUUAUGCAGAGUUCUGUUAGUGAUGAAAAAUCUUUUGCAAAAAAUUUGCUAACCAGCAUGACUGAGAUCGGCUCAAAUCUUUUUUCAACUUUGGAAACUCACUGCAGAAUGGCUGUAGAUGGUCAUCGAACAUUCAGCACGGAUACCUCUUUACUGCAAGAGCAGUGGAAUGUUAUUUGUGAGAGACUGAAUGAUUCAGUUGCAUUUUUGGCAUCGUCGGAUGCACAAAGUACAACGAGGGGAGAAUUUACAACCAAGCAAUGUGGCACUGAUUAUAAGGGCGUUGACUUCAGGGAAGAGCCUGCUUGUUGGAAGGACUUAUUAAGCAAUGAACUCAACACAAUCAGAGACAAAUACAUAAGCCUUGAAAAGGAUGUUGAUCAAAAUAACCAGGGGGUUCUGGAAGAGACCAACUCAAGGUACCUUGAACUGGAGCGAGAGUUCCAGGUUCUGCAGCAAGAAAAAUAUUCCUUGCUUGAUAAAGUGUCUAAAUCAUGUCAAAACCUAACAUUAGUUUCAGAAGAAAGAGAAAUAUUGUUGGAGAGAUACAAGUCUGAGAUACAUAAAAGGAGGAAUCUUGAACAAGGGAUUGAGCAGUUUAGUGUGGCAUUUGCCUCUCGCAAAAAAUCACUGGCAUCCUUUCACAGUGAGUUUAAAUCUAAAGUUGAUAAUCUUAAAUCUCAGAAUCCUGCUGUGGUGAUCAGCUCCCUUGGGUUUUAGAACUUUUAGGUAUCUGCCUCACAUUUUUUUUAUUUAAACCUAUAGCUAUGGCAAGAAUUGAUUGAGUUAUCAGUUUGUGUAAAUUAUAGUACAAUUGUAUGAGUCUUCUUUGGCUCCUAUUCUUCAAAAUGAUGCAAGGUGUAUUAGGCUUCGGCUCCA
Spinacia oleracea (spinach) is the source of this 2842-nucleotide messenger RNA. RefSeq names its product kinesin-like protein KIN-7N. The transcript has 18 exons. Bases 131 to 2683 code for a protein of 850 amino acids. Gene Ontology annotation, biological process: microtubule-based movement. The record is from RefSeq and is a predicted model, not a curated record. Lineage: Eukaryota; Viridiplantae; Streptophyta; Magnoliopsida; Caryophyllales; Amaranthaceae. Gene Ontology annotation, molecular function: microtubule binding; ATP binding; microtubule motor activity.